This is a messenger RNA of Amphibalanus amphitrite, 1890 nucleotides long. RefSeq lists its product as uncharacterized. NCBI's taxonomy places the organism in Eukaryota, Metazoa, Arthropoda, Thecostraca, Balanomorpha, Balanidae. The record is from RefSeq and is a predicted model, not a curated record. Gene Ontology annotation, biological process: DNA integration. Gene Ontology annotation, molecular function: nucleic acid binding; RNA-DNA hybrid ribonuclease activity. Bases 1 to 1890 code for a protein of 629 amino acids. The transcript is spliced from 2 exons.
AUGAGAUCUGUGGUGCAGGCUAUACUUGAGCAGAACGAGGCGGUCAGCCGGGGCGUUCUCCCGUACGUUGACGACCUUCUCGUGAAUGAGGACGUCAUCUCCGCGGAGCAGGUUGCAGAGCACUUCUCCCGGUACGGCCUUGUCUGCAAGCCACCGCAGCGCCCGGCUGACGGCGCUCGAAUGCUGGGGCUGCAGGUGAGCUGUUCGCGCUCGGGAGAGCUGCAGUGGCGCCGGGACAACCCCGUCGGCGCACCGCCAGAGGUGAUGACGCGCAGGGCGCUGUUUGCAUGGUGCGGCCAGCUGGUUUCCCACCUUCCAGUGGCCGGCUGGCUGCGUCCAGCUGCGGCUUGGCUAAAGAGACGGGCUAAUGCUCUCAGUCAGGGCUGGGAUGACCCCAUCGAUGACGCGGACCUGCGCGCUCAAGUCAGCCAAGUGGCUGAAAGGGUGACCUCCAAUGACCCGGCCCGUGGACCCUGGAGGCUGACGGGUGAAAAGCUGACCGUAUGGACAGACGCCAGCAGCCUCGCCUCGGGCGUCGUCCUGGAGGAUCCGGAAGGCGGCGUAGUGGAGGACGGGAGCUGGCUGCGGCCGGAGACUAAGGCAGCCAUGCAUAUAAAUAUGGCUGAGCUGGACGCGGCGCUCAGCGGCGUCAACAUGGCGAUCGCGUGGGGGAUCAGAGUGAUCGAUCUCCGCACGGACUCGGCGACCGUUCAUAAGUGGGUCGGUGACGCACUGAGCGGCCGGUCGCGUUUCCGGACAAAAGCUCAUGCCGAGAUGUUGAUUCGCCGACGGGUGGACAUCAUCCGUGAGCUGGUGACUGAGUUCCAGUUGACGAUCACCAUCAAGCUGGUCAAGUCAGAUGAAAAUCCGGCGGACGAGAUGACACGCGUGCCCAAGGAAUGGCUUCGAGCCUGCAGGGCAGAGGAGGAGACGGCAACGGCGACAGGCGCGGUGCCGGUGGCGGCUGCAGUGGCGCCGGACGGAGAGUCCACACACCCCGACACGGCUGCAAAAAUUCGAGCGGUGCACGAGAACAUUGGACACCAGGGUGUCAGGCGCACGCUCUGGUAUUUGCGGCGUGACGGAGAGCAGUGGGCCACUAAGCCAGCGGUGCGCGCAGUGAUUCGGACGUGUGACGUGUGUCAGUCAAUCGACCCGGCACCGACCCGCUGGCGACACGGGUCACUGGGCGUUCAACUGACCUGGGAGCGUCUCGCCAUCGAUGUCACACACUACCGUGGCGAUCACUAUCUGACCGUGGUCGACUGUGGUCCGUCCCGCUAUGGAAUAUGGCGGCGAUUGCGCCGGUCAGAUGCGGCCGAGAUCACUGCUCAUCUCGAAACCGUCUUUCUGGAGCACGGGGCGCCAGCAGAACUACUUCUGGAUAACGCCACUGAGUUCCGUGGUCGCCGCAUGGGAGCGUUCGCGGCGAGGUGGGGCGUGACCCUUCGGUUCAGGGCGGUACACGAGGCAGACUCUGAGCGGAGAGCCGGCUUUAGGGAGGGCGACCUGGUGUGGGUGCGGCGCCGCGGGCCCGCGACCCGCUGUACUGACGUUUCCCGGCCUGGCACCGUCACACGCAUCGUGACCGACCAUCUUAUCGAAGUUGACGGUGCUCCGUGGCACGUUAGGUGCGUGCGCCACCGGCACACGGGGCAGCUGGCGGCGGCCGAUCCCCCAAUCGAAGACGACAGUGAGCCGGCUUUGUCGCUCGGUGCGUCAGAGCAUUCAUCGGCAGUCAGCGAGACUGAUCCCUCUGUAGAGGUGGAGCUGCCGCGGCCGACCUCUGAUGAGCCACCGGCUCAGAACAGUACUGAACCGCGACGUAGCGCGAGAGUGGGGGCUCCGCCAGAACGCUUCGGGGUAGUAGUACCGAAUAAUAUCGGCUAA